Messenger RNA from Octodon degus (degu), 819 nucleotides. It is a transcript of the gene Rtl4, whose product is annotated as retrotransposon Gag like 4. The record is from RefSeq and is a predicted model, not a curated record. NCBI's taxonomy places the organism in Eukaryota, Metazoa, Chordata, Mammalia, Rodentia, Octodontidae. The transcript is spliced from 2 exons. Gene Ontology annotation, molecular function: nucleic acid binding; zinc ion binding.
AUGCCCAGUGAGGAUGAUCAAGACGGUGACAGGAGUGAUGCGAGCUCAAAGGUUCCUCAUGUGCUGACUGAAGGGUUUCUUGCCAUGGCUCAAGAGCUUUUGGUUCACAUCUUCAGUAUGGCGAUUACCUACUUGACAGCUCUUAAGAUUUCCAAUCUUAUAGCUGAUACCCAAGUCAAGCUCUUUUCUGACUACUUAACUUAGCAGAUGGAAAAUUUUGGAAUCAACUGUGAGUAUGACCAGUGUGCUCCAUUGAAGGAAAAUGAGAACUUUGCUCUUGAUUUCCAGCAGUCAUCUCGUGACCCCAUAGAACAAGAAAUGAACCUUCUGAUGAAUGCUAAGGUUGACAAAGUAGACAGUGGCUUUCAGCAAAAUAUUACUACUUUCCAGUUUCUUUCUCAAAGUCUGAGUUGUAAUGAAACAAAUCCCAAAGAGAAGAUCCAGGAGAGACUGUCUGAUAACAUCCAAGAUCAAAAAAGUGUCACAGCUAUGAUGGCAAAUCUUCCAGACCUAAUAAUUCAAUGCAUUCAGUUGGACAAGAAAUGUAAUGAAAAGCCAGAGCUCCUACAGUCAGAAGCCCAGCUCCCAGAGUUGGCUUUCCCGAACCAUCCCCCAUCCUUCUCCAGCUCCAUGUGUCCACCACCCAAGGAAGAGCCUAUACAACUUCGAGGAGGUCUGCCUCUUACUCCAGCCAAAAGAGCCCGCCAACAGGAAAGUCAGUUGUGCCUCUACUGCAGCCAGGCUGGUCACUUCACAAAAGACUGCCUUGCCAAACGUUCUCGAGCCCCAGCAAGGACAAAUAACCCAGAUCACCAGUAA